UGCCGCAUGGUGUCGCUCAAAUAUGUUUCAGAGUGUAUUUUUUUCGUACAAUUUGACAUGCAUGGAUAAUGUAUGCCAUACGAUUUUGAUUUGCUAUAUUAUUAUUGUCCUACUAAUAAACCUAAUGAUAGUAAUAUGGAUAAAUUCAAACUUGAAUAUGAACGAUUUUUUGAUCAAUUCAAAGAUAAAACAUCAAUUGUUACGAAUACUAUUGAUCUUACCCGCUGUGAUGAUGAUGACGACGACGAUUAUGAACCGAUUAUGAAACAGCAAUAUAAUUCAAACGAUAAACUACCUCAACAAAAUCAUGAAAUAUUCAGCUUUUCAUUCGAAGAAUUUCUGAAAUUUUUUGAAAAAUUUAAAUUUGCUCAUUUGAUAGCAUGGAUGAUACACAAACAGGAUACGAAAUUCAUACGAGAAUGUUUUGAUGAAACAAGCGAAUUCAUAGUGAACAAAAUGUUGUCAAAAAAUUCACUAGAAUCGCGUAUAUUUGCGUUCUACGUUCUAUAUGCAUUGUGGGCAAUGUUUUGUAGGAUUCAUCCUUGCAUACCAUUUCGAAUUCGAUUAAAUCAACAAAUGUCAUUUUCUAUACAAGGUUUAGUUGCCGAUUCAUUGAAACUGAAUCAAUUUGAUAUAUCGAUCGCCUACCGAAAAAUGGUCACUAAUGGAGCAUUUGCUUAUUGUCAAUCGAUUACAUUAUUAGGACCAUAUUAUAAGGACUAUAUUUAUAAAUCACCCAAGUUGGAUCUCAAUGAAAUGAAUCCGUCCAAUUUUUAUAAAGAAAUUGAAUCAAACAUGGAAUACUACGAAUCUUUAUUGAAUGGAUUUAACAAUAUAGAUUAUUCAUCUAUGAAACAAUGUUUUGCUGAUAUUAAUAAAAAGUAAUUGUUCAAUUAUUUUAAUGAUGAAAUGAAAAAUUCGUCUAAUAAUUUCAAAUGAAGGCAACGAAUUUGUUUUUCCAAAUCGUAAACAAGACGGUGUU
Molecule: messenger RNA, 982 nt
Organism: Dermatophagoides farinae (American house dust mite)
Lineage: Eukaryota; Metazoa; Arthropoda; Arachnida; Sarcoptiformes; Pyroglyphidae
Source: RefSeq, a predicted model, not a curated record